Penicillium brevicompactum is the source of this 735-nucleotide messenger RNA. RefSeq names its product oxidoreductase, short chain dehydrogenase/reductase family. Gene Ontology annotation, molecular function: oxidoreductase activity. NCBI's taxonomy places the organism in Eukaryota, Fungi, Ascomycota, Eurotiomycetes, Eurotiales, Aspergillaceae. The record is from RefSeq and is a predicted model, not a curated record. Bases 1 to 735 code for a protein of 244 amino acids. The transcript has a single exon.
AUGUCUACUAUCAACGGCACAACCAUCCUCAUCGUCGGUGGCUCCUCUGGGAUUGGCUAUGCAGUUGCGAAAAAGGCUCUUGCCCACAAUGCCAAUGUUCACAUUGCAUCGUCUAACUCUUCCCGCGUCUCAGAAAGCAUCAAGUCUCUGAAGAACGAUGUUCCCAAUGGGAAUGUUUUCGGGCAUACUUGUGACCUCGCCGGACAUGAUGUAGAGGAAAUUCUCAAGAACCUUCUCGCUACCAUCGGCCCACUUGACCACAUUGUCUUCACCGCUGGGGACAGUCUUGCCAUCCAGCCUUUGGAUAAUAUCGACCUUGACGCAAUUCACCGGGCUGGACAUAUUCGUUUUGCCGUGCCUCUCCUGCUCGCUAAACUUGCCCCUCAGUUCAUGAACCCAGGCUAUAAAUCAUCCAUCACCUUGACCACAGGGGCAGGCUCUCAGAAACCGUUCCCCAACUGGUCAUUGGUUGCUGGGUACCUCACAGGCCUUCAUGGGUUGACUCGUAACCUGGCAGUCGACCUGAAGCCAUUGCGAGUCAACCUCGUCAGUCCUGGUAUAGUUACCACCCCUCUUUGGGGACCGGCGGGUGUAUCAGAGGAACUGAAGAAUUGCACGACUCUAGGCAAAGUUGGAAUGCCGGAAGAAGUUGCAGAAGCAUAUCUAUACCUGAUGAAAGAUACCAACGCGAGUGGCAGCUGUGUGAGCACCAAUGCUGGAUCCAUACUUCUAUAG